GAGGACCUACUGUAGCCUUCCGCCGCAUGACCAAAUGUAGUCCUUUCUCCUUAUUGUAAACGAACAGAAAUGCCAUCUAUGACGGUGAAAUAAUGUACCUUACGCAGUUUCUUUGGAGCUCAUUUGCAUGAUAUGAACAAAAUAAAAACGGAGCACGAGGUUUAAAAGAUCCGGUGCGCGCAUUGAUACCAUGGUGGCCGCGAAGGUGCCGGCGUGAAUAACGCGCCCAGUGCUGGCCGGAGAGACGGGACGGAAACCGGGGACUUUCUGGCGGAGAAAAGGAUCCGUGUCUAGUAAUGGAGGAAGGAGUUAAUGGAAGAACUGUUGAUGGACCUUGUACUGAUGGGAUGCAGGAAGAUACCACGGUGUCCGGGAUGCAGGAAGAUACCACGGUGCCCGGGAUGCAGGAAGAUACCACGGUGCCCGGGAUGCAGGAAGAUACCACGGUGCCCGGGAUGCAGGAAGAUACCACGGUGCCCGGGAUGCAGGAAGAUACCACGGUGCCCGGGAUGCAGGAAGAUACCACGGUGCCCGGGAUGCAGGAAGAUACCACGGUGCCCGGGAUGCAGGAAGAUACCACGGUGUCCGGGAUGCAGGAAGAUACCACGGUGUCCAUGAGUGCUAAUGGCACUGAUCUAGCACCAGUACAUUCAACAUCGCAGGAGGUCCGCACGCCAGAAGACACACAGACAGCUGAGUCCCACCUAAACAAACAUGAACUAGAAAUAAAGGGAAAUGAUGAUAUGGAAAUGGAAGAUCUAUAUGGGAAGGACAACCUGGAAGUCCAGGAGCCCAGCAUCAUGCACAGCCAAGACAACAUGGGCAUAGAAGAGUCCGGUGUAACAAAGAGUCCAGAUAAUGGAGAGGUUGAUGUUAAUCAAACACUCGAUAUACCACAACAUGGACAUCCAAUCACAAUACAGAGGCCAUCAGAUGAGGCUGCGAGUGACGUCCCAAUGAGUCCCAUCUCUUUUACAAAGGAAACAGAAACUCUUGAUAUCGAACAAAGUCCAGUCAGUAAGGCCUUACAGGAAGUGACUCGGUGCCUGAUAAUAGAUAACCAAAAUCUGGAAACAAACACAGACAACCUUAUCACUAGUAGUAUAGAGACCAACCAAAUGGAUACUAAAGAAAGCAUAUCGAAAACCUGCUUCUACGAACCAACCAAUCAGAAAAUAAUUCCAAUGCCAGCCGCUAAUAAUAAUAUUCUUCCUGAGUCAGGAAACCCAGAGAUGAGGAAUGACAUGACGUCUAAAAGCAUAGUUCUAGUACCAAGCCCACACACCAAUACUCCGCAAGAGAUUCUGUUAAAGGAGAACGCAGAUAAUGGGGACAAUCUGAACCACGUAAUGGGUGCCAACAGCAUUGGUGUCAUGGGUUCCACCACACAACAAAGCACCAGCCAUCUAGUCACUCCAGUGCCAAACGUCACCAUGCAUCAUGACUACGCCGGGGCAAUAUCUAAUGCACAGAUGCUUUCCUGUCAAACCAACUCAUGUUCUGUACCUGGAGUGUGCAGCAUCUGCCAGUCACUCCUCACCCAGUCACCUCAAACCAUCAUCCUGCCCUCUGAAGUCUCAGGAACUGCUUAUACAGCAAACUCUGUGGAUCGCAUUAUACAUGGAUCAAUCAACCCUCAACUUAUUCAAGGUUGUAUCGUCACAAGUUCUGAGGGCAGAAAUUCUGGUAUCACCCAGUAUUUGAUCCUGGAGGACUCAGAGAAUGUCCCAACUAGUUACCCCAUGACUGUCAGUCAAGACAAUACUAAUAAGGCUUCUGUAACCCAAUCAACUGGUGAUCCUGUGACCGCCUCUGACUUGGAUGCAUUGGAAGGGAUGAUGGAAGUGGUAGUUGUCCAGCAGUACAAAUGCAAGAUGUGCCAGUACAAGAGUAUCUCAAAAUCUACUCUCCUUCGCCAUGUGAAAGAGCGCCAUGUGCCAAUAGUCUAUGAAGACGGACGGGUGUCUCGUAAAGCAGUACGAUUACGAGAGGAGGAAGACGAAGAUGAAGAUGAUAUUGUGGAUGCUGGAGCCAUAGAUAACCCAAAUGAAGACAGUGAUUACAGCCCAGGAGAGGAAACCACCCAAAGUCACCAGUUUGAUGGUGCAGAUAGGGCUUUUGCCAAAGAGAGGCCGCGUAGGCGACCUGGGCGGCCACGUAAGAUUCCACGCAUACAAGGACCCACUCCAGACAGUAGUCUGCCAAUGCCCGUAGCUGUCAGUCAAGCAGAAAUUUCUGUUGUUCUGUCUGAUGUGGAAAAUAAAGAUAUCUCACCCACACCUAUUGAGGAGGAACAGAAACCACCUACUAGGCCACGUGGGCGCCCGCCCAAACACUUGCUGGGUAGAAAGUAUCGUCGCUACAGAGGACGGAGGUGUUAUAAACCUCCAAGUAGGCCACUACUCAGACAAUUUAUGUGCCGUGUCUGUGGCUCCCGUUUCCUCACACAAGAAGACUAUACCUUUCAUGUGAACUCGCACGAUGGCAGUGACCCCCAAACAUUUCGGUGCCAUCAGUGUAACUACCAGUGCCGAAGAUGGUCUUCAUUAAAGGAGCACAUGUUUAACCAUCAGGGAAGUAAGCCACACAAAUGUGACCAGUGUGACUACACAAGUGUCUACAAAAAGGAUGUGAUAAGACACUCUAUUGUGCACAAGCAAGAACGGAAGAAGCAACCUUUGCUGACUUCAAAGAGUUCCACCUAUCCGUGUCCUAUCUGUAGUCGGGUAUAUAACAUGCAGAAGAGGCUGACACAACAUUUAAAAUCGCACAGCAGUGAGAAGCCACACAUGUGUGACAAGUGUGGUAAAGCCUUUAAGAAGCGUUACACCUUUAAGAUGCACCUUUUGACUCAUCUACAUUGUGUGGAGGAGAGCAGGUAUAAAUGUGAGUUCUGUGAAUACAUAUGCGAAGACCGAAAAGAGCUUCUGAAUCACCAGCUCACUCACAUGAAUGACAAGCCAUUCAAAUGCAGUCAGUGCAAAUAUCACACAUUUCGCCAGGACUUCCUGCUGUCUCACCAGGCCACCAAGCAUGCAGGUGGGAAACCUUUUGCCUGUGACUACUGCCACUUCACCACCAAGCACAACAAGAACCUGCGUCUUCAUGUCCAGUGUCGCCACACUCUCCUGUAUCAGGAGUGGUUGCAGCGCCACCCUGAGGAGACACCCUGUCGCCGCCGACCAUUUUUUUCUCACCAGCAAAUUGAACAACUGAAGCAGCAGCAGCAGUAUGACCAACUUGAAGACUUGAACUCUUCAGUGUCCCAUGCAGAAGGUCAACCCAGAGAGCUCACUUAUCACCUGCUGCAACCACAAUCUCAGGAGGUAGGACAGGAAGAGAAUACACUGGAAGGUGCUACUAUCAUAUAUGAGCAAGAUGGAGAAGCAGAUGAACUUGCAACUCAGGCUGCUCUUGAUCUUCUGUUGAACAUGAGUGCUCAGAGGGAUGGCAGCGGAGGACCACUACAAGUAGCAGUGGUUAAAUCAAUGGACAGCCAGGAAUCGGAGGUCACAUCGCAGGAGCCUCACAUGGCUCAGGUACUAACGCUGCACAUGGAUGAAAGACAAGUCACAGAUGUGCAAGAAACAGGCUAUGAAGAGUCUAGUGUGACCGAGGCAGGCUACGAAGGAACCGUACAGCAAAUCACUAUUAAUUCAGCCUUUACCACUGCAGAGUACAACCUUGUAAAUGCAGAGAACAUACAAGCAUCACUGUGCAGCAAUAAUGAUGCCCUUUCUAGAUCUCCACAAACACAACUGGCCAACAGUGUCAAGGACAGGAAUACCCUCCAGAUCCUGAACAAGCCACCACAGCCACACGUCACUGCAAAUCAGACUCAAGCUUCAGCAAAGAAGUUCUCUUGCAAGAUUUGCAAUUCUGCCUUCUGGGGCCGAGCAGAAAUGGAGACUCACAAAAAGGCGCACAUCGAAGGGCGCAGCGGGUUCAAAUGCCCAGACUGCGAUUUCACUGCAGACGACUGGCCUGAGGUCAGGGAUCACAUGUCUGUACACUCCGACCUCCGGCCUCACCGCUGCAAUCAGUGCAGUUUUGCCUCCAAAAAUAAGAAAGAUCUAAGCCGACAUGCAAUGACUCACACUAACCACAGGCCCCAUUCAUGUCAUGUGUGUGGACAGAGGUUUUCUAGAAAGGGACACUUAAAAUUCCAUCUUCAGAGGCUGCACACAGGCGCCAGCAUGGAGCAGCCUGAACAAGCAGAGCAUAGAUCUGCCUCGGUCGUAGAUGAAGAGCACAUAUUCCUAACCCAGGAGGAAGCCAUGAGCGGUCAGGAAGACACGGCUUAUAUUCAGGAAAUUACAACUGCCGAUGGACAGACUCUUCAGCAGCUGGUCACAGCAGACAACCAGGUUCGGUAUAUUAUAUCACAGGAAGGUGUUCCUCAUCUGAUUCCCCAGGAAUAUGUUGUGCUCCCAGAAGGCCACCAUAUUCAGGUUCAAGAUGGACAGAUAACUCACAUUCAAUAUGAACCAGGAGGGCCGUUCAUCCAGGACCCUCAGAUUCACUUUGUGCCCAUGUCACCUUCCCAGCAGCUUCUUACACAAGAGCAGCUUGAAGCCGCAGCACGCUCCGCCGUUACAGCUGUGGCAGAUGCAGCAAUGGCUCAGACUGUUUAUACGGCGGAAGCCGACUCGGCUCUUCAGCAGGAAAUACAGUAUGACGUGAUCACUUUGGGGGAAUAAAUUCAUGUCAUCUCUCCUUGCUUAAUAAAAAAAACGACUUCUAGAGCUUCCUGAUGAUAUAAGUUAUCCUUUGCCCAUUGUAUUGAAUGGAUUCUGCCAUUGUGUACAGUAUAUAUGGCAGUCGUUUCAUAUCUGCGGUGUCUCAGCAGGUCCCGGCCAGUUGCUCUGGAAACUGCUUGCACUGCCUUCUCUGCACCAGGCUUUUUAUGACCUGAUGAUUUCUAAAGUGUUUCUCGUUUUUUUUUGGUUUUUU
Rana temporaria (common frog) is the source of this 4953-nucleotide messenger RNA. RefSeq names its product zinc finger protein 335 (gene ZNF335). The coding region runs from base 297 to 4700 and encodes 1467 amino acids. Gene Ontology annotation, molecular function: RNA polymerase II cis-regulatory region sequence-specific DNA binding. The transcript has 28 exons. Gene Ontology annotation, cellular component: nucleus. Gene Ontology annotation, biological process: regulation of gene expression; brain development; positive regulation of neurogenesis. The record is from RefSeq and is a predicted model, not a curated record. Lineage: Eukaryota; Metazoa; Chordata; Amphibia; Anura; Ranidae.